Molecule: messenger RNA, 2618 nt
Organism: Magallana angulata
Lineage: Eukaryota; Metazoa; Mollusca; Bivalvia; Ostreida; Ostreidae
Product: tripartite motif-containing protein 45-like
Exons: 2
Coding region: 145-1791 (548 amino acids)
Biological process (GO): positive regulation of DNA-templated transcription
Cellular component (GO): chromatin; nucleoplasm
Molecular function (GO): zinc ion binding; protein binding; ubiquitin-protein transferase activity
Source: RefSeq, a predicted model, not a curated record
AUACACACGUGAAAGCUUAUCCUUGAAGUUAAGUAAACACGAAUACGGAAGUAAAAAUUAAAGAUAUCUAGAUCUGAAGGUACGUACACAUCCACUCCUCGUAACAAGCACGAAUCCGAGUUUGUAAAGGACAGACUCGGGGCGAUGGAACAGCAACAGCAAUGCGCCGUCAAAUGUGAUUUGUGCGGUACCAAUGAGAAUGCUACGAAGUUUUGCAUGCACUGUAGAGAGACCAUGUGCGGGCACUGCUCCGAGAUCCACUCCAAAAGCAUAGCCUCCCAGGCCCAUGAGAUCAUACGACGGAGCCUGGUCUCAUCCUACGACAUUCUGGAUGACAUGAAGUGUUCCGUCCAUCAGAGCAAGCUCUGCGAGAUGUAUUGUGUCACGUGCGAUAAGAUCGUCUGCACCAAAUGUGUCACCGACAACCAUCGCGGCCACGAGUUCGACCAACUCGAUAAACUUUUCAAGACGAAGCCAAAAGAAUUUGAGACCCUCUUGAAGGAUUUCAAUCAAAUAGUAACGCCGAAAUAUUUGAGAGAGUGUGAAAUUCUUGAGAAAAGGUUGUUGGAAAUAGAAAACAACCAAGCAGCUACGGAAACGGAGAUCCACGAUCAAGCAGAGGCUUUUAAAGCAUGUGUUGGUACACUGGAGGAAAAACUGAAGAGAAUGUUACAAGUGGUCAUAAAGAGCGAAAAGCAACCGAUCAAAAAUGCAUUAGCAUCGAAGCGAGAAAAUUAUACACAAUUACAAAAGACCAUUAAAGAAAUGCAAGUUGUGCUGGAGAAGCAUCACAUAGCAAACAUUCCGCUUCUGCUUAAUAACAUAAGGCAGCGCCUGUCUGCUCUUUCGUCGGAAGAAGACAUUGCUAUCCAUACCGAGACUGCUGUGUUCGAAAAAUAUGAAAUUUCCUUGGAAAGAUUGGAAACCUUCUUCGGACAAUUCAGCGUUGGAACACCGGGUGACCUACGAAAAAGAACACUGCCGCCCGUGAAAACACCAAUAUCCGUCAAGAAAGUCAUAGAAAUACGUGGAACUUCGCCCCUGUCCUCUGUGACAAUAGCCAAUGAAAAGGAGCUGCUCAUCAGCGGAGACAAGUAUGGUUUUCAGAUCAGUAAGGAAAGCGGUAAUGUGCAAAUGGAGGUGUUUCAGAAAUUUGGACUUCGUGAGCCAGCUGUUGUCUUGUCUAAUGGACUGCUCGUGGCUCGAGAUGGAAAAUGUCCCAACAAGAUCGUCAAAAUCUUGUCCAACCAGGUUCGAACCGUCUUUUUGGAUCUUACUGUUGAUAUCAUCACAGGACUUCACAUGACACGAAAGAGCGAGAUUCUAGUGUCCGUGGUGCAGUCCGAGGACUGUUCGGGAGAAGUCUUGAAGUACGACAAGCUAGGAGAGGCAGCUUUACGGAUUUACCAGAAAGAGUCGGGCGAGGCUCUAUUUGCCUACCCGACCUCUGUCACAGAGAAUCUGAAUGGAGACAUCUGGGUAGUCGACAAAGAGACAGAUUCUAUUGAGAUCCUCGACCGGUUUGGGCUCUACAGGUUUACGUACAAGAACAGUGACAUUUUGAAGAAUUUUAAGCCGCAUUCUCUAACCAGCGACUCUAAUGGGAACAUUCUGAUAUCGGACCGAGGAAACCAGACGAUCCACGUGAUCGAUAGAGAUGGGCGGGCGCUGAGAUACCUGGACACUGCCAGUCUGGGUAUCAGUCCCACUGGGCUAGCAGUGGAAGCCCCUGGGCUACUGUGGGCUCUGGACAGUGAUAAGAGAUGCUGCUCCCUUCUGAAUUAUUUUUGAAUUACCUGUAACUCCUUGACAUGUGUUGUGGUAUUUUGAAAAGAAGGCUGGGUGGUUAACAAAUUAACAAUCAGUUGUUUCUUAACUUUUUAGAUAACAUGUAUUUAGCUAUAAACUAUCAUUUAAAAAAACAUAAAAAUUAAAAAUCUUUCUAAUUUAGCUUUAAAUUUUGAACAUUUUGCUAUAUUUCUAAACAGCUCUUCUUUAUAAGGAGAUUAAUCUUUACAGAAAAUGGCCUCAACUAUCAAGUCCUCUUACUACAAUCACUCUCUUUAACCUACAUAUUUCGACAUGUAAAGAAAUUGGGUCUUAUAAAAAUUGUCUUUAAGUUAUACAACCUCACGUUGUAGGACAACUAAAACGUGUUUUUGCAAGACACGAUUGAUUUCCGUUCAAUGUUCUGUCAAUCAAACAUCCCACGGGAUUUACACUGCAUAUACAUAUGUUAUAUACAAUAAAAAUUGUACAUUUCAUGGAUGUGUCAUACACCCAUGAAAUGUAUGUCUUUAAUACAUGUAUCUCUCAUUUUCUCCGUACAGUAUGUACAAAUAUACAAGAGGACGUACUGUUUUUCAAAAAGAAAAUUUACUGUGAUAAUAUUUUGCAAUGAACAAAUUUUUUAUUACUUAUUUAUUGAGUAUUUGAUAUUGCACUACCAAACAGCUGUUGUAGUUAUAAGGCACAUGGAAAUUGUGCUGGUCUUGUGUGAUCAUAAAAUACAUGAUGGAUAUUAAAGGUCCUUAUAUGGGAUAGGUACCUUAAAGGCACAAGGUCUUCCUUGAAACAUCCUGUCUCUUAAUUUACAAACAAUAAAAUGGAUAAUUGAA